This is a messenger RNA of Lodderomyces elongisporus, 978 nucleotides long. It is a transcript of the gene SDT1, whose product is annotated as nucleotidase. The transcript has a single exon. The coding region runs from base 1 to 978 and encodes 325 amino acids. The record is from RefSeq and is a predicted model, not a curated record. Gene Ontology annotation, biological process: pyrimidine nucleobase metabolic process; nucleotide catabolic process. NCBI's taxonomy places the organism in Eukaryota, Fungi, Ascomycota, Pichiomycetes, Serinales, Debaryomycetaceae. Gene Ontology annotation, molecular function: nucleotidase activity.
AUGACAACCAGUAGUCAGGGUCAGAGCCAAGAGCAUAUAGGUACUAAGCAUCAAAACGACCAUAUCAACAACAGCAACAGCAACAGCAACAGCAACAACAACAGCUCUACGACAAGUGUUAAAUGCGAUUCCGGUCAACCCGUGCAGUAUAUCAAUCCUGAACUCACGACAGUUGAACAAGCCAAACCUGGCCGCACAGUAAACUUGAAGUUUGGGUUUGGUCCCAUUCCUAAACUGGAAACCAACAAGACAUUUUUCUUCUUCGAUAUCGAUAAUUGUCUUUAUCCGAAAUCUACACGAAUAUUUGAGAUGAUGCAGAUUAAGAUUCAUGAUUAUUUUAAAUACAAUUUAAAGCUUUCUGAUGAAGAGGCUGGAAAGUUACACAUGGAUUAUUACCGAACUUAUGGUUUAGCAUUAGAAGGUUUGGUGCGUAAUCACCAGGUUGAUGCAUUGGAUUACAACUCCAAAGUUGACGAUGCAUUGGAUUUGCAUGCAGUAUUGCGCUACGAUAAAUUGCUUAGGGAUACGUUGAUUAAAGUUAAACAAAGCGGCAAGUAUGAUUAUUUUUGGCUUGUUACCAAUGCAUACAAGAAUCAUGCGUUGCGCGUGGUUAGUUUUUUGGGCAUUGGUGAUUUGUUUGAUGGAUUAACUUUUUGUGAUUACUCAAAGUUUCCUAUUGUAUGCAAACCAAUGAAAGAGUACUUUUACAAUGUAUUUGAAGCAACUAGGUUGGAGUAUAAAGACGAUCCGGAAGUGUUGGCAAAACAAUGGUUUAUUGAUGAUAGCGAAUUGAAUGUUAAAGCAGCAUUCGACCUAGGAGUGGGACAUGUCAUUCAUUAUGUCGAAGACGAGCAGAACCUUGUAAGGUUGAAACAGAGCGAAGAUUAUACAAAGUACUAUGGAAAUAAAGAUCACGGAGACAGAAAAAUAUUGAUUUUGACAAAGUUCAGCGAGUUGCCAAAUCUUAUUGAAGCAUGA